AUGUCAGCCCUUAUUUCUCUCUCUGCUGCAGGAUUGAUAGAAAAAGACACCAAUGGGGAUGUCUUGUGGACGUGGUCGUACCCUCAAUCUCCAGCGACAUAGAAGAAGAUGCUGAUGAGAAAAUGCUGCCUUUCCCAGGAGGGAGCCAUCGUUGUACCGUUUGUCUACGGUCAGUUUCACAGGGAGUGGUUUUACAUCAUGACCGUGCCUGUGGAAUAUGGAUCUGCCCUGAAGAAGGUAAAGCACUUCUCCUUCAUUUUACUUGCCAAAGACUUCAAUCCUGAGAAAUCAUACCUGAGCGAGAUCCUAUGUAGGGUAUACCUGACAACAGGGAAUGCUGCCACAAUCUUGAAGGGCUACCUCUCCGUCAACAAAGGCACUUGCCCCAGUGAAAGCAAUGGAACCUUUGUCGCCCAAGACUUUGAUGCAAAGAAGGCGUACACAGCUGGUUGUGUAAAAGAUGUUAUCAACUCAUUUGGUCUAGAAACCAUCCUCAUCUACACAGCUCUACUGUUGAAGAAGAAGAUAGUUGUAUACCACUCUAGAGUAGAAGAGGUCAUUAAAUUCAUAAGGGCAUUACCCUGCCUGGUGUGGCAUCGGCAGAACUGGUCCAUCCUUCACCCGUACGUACACAUGGAAGAAGACGAACUAGAAGAUCUCAGGAUGGGGCCUGCGUACGUCGCUGGCUUUGUAGACGCGGCCGUGGAGAACGCCACUGAAUUAUACGAUCUGUUUGUGAAUCUAUCAACCGACGAAAUAACAGUAGCACCUAAUGCCAAAGACACGUUCACCAUGAGUAGAACACACAAAGACAUCGCCCAGCUGAUGGUCAAGUGCGCUAGUGAUGAUGCCAUGUCAGAUCUACAAGUCAUCAAGGAAAUCUCCAAGAAGACCAGUGAGCUGAUAAACAACUUGAAAUCCCUCUCAGAGAACGAAGACGAUCCCAAGAUCACCCUGGAGAGACUCAAAGGGAGGAAGCUACCACCAGCUACAGAGGGGUUCCUCUUUGGUAUCGCUGCCGCUGAAGGACUCGUUCAGAUGUGAUCAGAUACUGGAAUACUAUAGGAUUGCCGUACAAGAUUUUGAAAUACAAUGAUUAGGAACAUGAUUGUUUUCAUUUGUUUUUCGAGCUGCAAGGGCGUUUAUACUCAUAAACUUUAAAAAGAAUGUAACACUUGAUGGCCCAGAACAUUCUAUAAUGUUUUGCACAAGAUCAUACAAUGGAUUUAUUAAUUGAUAAUGGAGAUUUGUUUCACAAUAUAACUGACAAUAUGUAUAAUAUGCUUACGAUUUGCCCUCAAAUAUUCUUUGUAUGAAUGCUUCUACUGUAUUUUUGCAUUUUGAAAUGAAUUCCAGAUUAUAUUCCAGACAUUUCCUGAGCAAAAAUGCAAUUCAUAUUUAUAAAAAAAAGUGACUACCGUAAUCAGGUUACUUACAGAAAAUGCAUGCUUUUUGUAAUAAAAACUUUACUGCACAUUGUGUCUGUUGUUUAUUGGCUUGUAAGAGCUCAUACAAUCACUUUUAUUUCAUUGUUUUUACUGAAUUUCCUUUUUAUACUUGAACAAAUAUCAUUAACUUUAAUGCCAAUUUUUAUGAUAUCCAUCUCAUGAUGCAGUGCAAUUCCAAAGUAAAAUAUGGAAGAACUACACAACAUCCUUUUCACAUAUUGUACUUGCAAUGUUUUGCUAUACAAAUUAGGAUACCUUAUGUAGGAAAAUAGGCUGUCUGAGAUGCUGAGUUUGACAACACCUGCCCUAAAGAUUGCACUUUCAAGCUCUAUUCUAAUAUUUGGUGAAAAGCAACCUUUACUAGACUAGUUGCAAAAUUUAAAGAAAUGAGAUCACAAUGUACUUCAUACAUGUGCAUACUACGACAUACAAAUCUGGUAUUAUGCGCCGAGCAAUUAUUGAAUGUAUUUUUUUAAAAACUACCAUCAUAACAUUCCCUCUUACUACUCAUUGGGGUUUUAAUUUAGCAGCGGCCCGUUUGUUUAUAGCAGUUUUCCGUCUCCUUUUACUGUACACUGAUCAGAGUGCUGAUACCAAAAAAAAUGCAUCUGCAUAAGACACACAGAUCUUGUAUUAUGCAUCGAGCCAUUAUUGAAUGCAUUAUUUUUUUAUUACCAUUUUUGGUAUUUUAAUUCAGCAGCAGUCAUUAAAAAAAAAACAGUUUCCCAUCUCAUGUGGGAAUAGGGCUUUUGAGGUUAUGAUCGACACCCCCCCCCCCCAACAAAAAAUGAUAGGAAUUCAUGUUUAACGGCAAUGAUGAAUUUUUGAAAACUAUUUAUCUUGAAAAAUUUCAGGUCUUUAGCCAAUGAAGAUACAAACAAGACAGUAUGAUAUUUUUAAUUCACCUUUAUUCAGUACCAAUCUCCUUUUGAAAUGUCUGCUAUUUUGUCAAAUUAUACAGGAAUUCAGCAAUAUACGAGUAGUACUAUGGUUAUUUUCACUCUCACAGAAUUUUGUCGAGAGAUAGAAUUGAAACUUACAGCAUGGGUAUUUUUUUACAUUGUUUAAUGUCUUUUGACAGAUAGUUCUCCAUUAUCUUGGAUUGGAAAAUAUUAAUACCUUCCUACUUAUUUAAUGUAGAUGUAGUCUUUAUCUUAGUCAAGUAGUCAACACAACAGUACGCUAGUUUUACUUAAAAUACUGUUUACAUUUAUCCAUUUGGAAAUUGGAAUAUUAUAUUAUUAUCAUGUAAUUUUUUUAAAUAUAUGCUUCAAGGAUUGCAAUAGUUUUAAGAAUACUGAAAGUUACUUUUUCUGUCAUUGAUAUCUGAUUUCAAGAGGUAAUUACGUUUUUUUUUCCCCCAAUGUAACUGUACCUUGUACAUAACAAAUUUAUAUAGUAUGUAAAUAAAUAUAUAAUUUUCAUAUGAAUGCAACCACAAA
Strongylocentrotus purpuratus (purple sea urchin) is the source of this 2890-nucleotide messenger RNA. RefSeq names its product protein FAM45A (gene dennd10). Gene Ontology annotation, molecular function: guanyl-nucleotide exchange factor activity; small GTPase binding. Gene Ontology annotation, biological process: protein transport; regulation of early endosome to late endosome transport. The record is from RefSeq and is a predicted model, not a curated record. NCBI's taxonomy places the organism in Eukaryota, Metazoa, Echinodermata, Echinoidea, Camarodonta, Strongylocentrotidae. Gene Ontology annotation, cellular component: late endosome.